AUGCCUAAGCAUGGAAUACUAAGUUGUUUGGGCGGAGGUGCUCUCUACCUUCUUGGCUGGUUCUGUGACAGUGAUGCAGAUAAUCUUCAAUCGGACCUUCGGAUUAGGAAGUUGAAGGAUUUGGAGAGAUUGUUGAGAUAUGAACAUAGAUUGGUGGUCGCAAUUCGUGGAAAAGUUUUCUCGGAAACUCCCAUCAACUCUGAACUUAGUGGUUUACAAGGUGUAGUUGUGGAGCAAAGGGAAGAACAAUAUUUUCUGAAACGCAUCAAGGAUGAUGAAUGGAUGAAGGAUUAUAAAUUCACGACUUCUGCCACAAAAGAAGUUCCAUGGUAUUUGGAUGAUGGGACUUUUCGUGUGAAUGUGGUGGGAGCUCGAAGAGCCAGAGGCUUUGAGUACCUAGCUGAAAAUGCAGUAUUUGAAGGAUCAAAGAGAAGCUGGCCCCAGAUUGAGACAUUAGCUUAUCUCAAAAACCUUCCACUUAUAACAAAAGGGAAGAAAAGAUCACAAGGUUUGCCUUACUUUAUUAGCAAUCUUUCUAUAUACAAAACUUCAUUGGUUUUCAAGUAAUAUGAUUGCUAAUUUGGCUUAGAUCCUUGGAGUGAAACGAAUUGAGCGGGUACUUCCAGUUGGUACUUCUUUGAGUGU
Prunus dulcis (almond) is the source of this 645-nucleotide messenger RNA. RefSeq names its product E3 ubiquitin-protein ligase SP1-like. Bases 1 to 567 code for a protein of 188 amino acids. Gene Ontology annotation, biological process: protein ubiquitination. The record is from RefSeq and is a predicted model, not a curated record. Gene Ontology annotation, molecular function: ubiquitin-protein transferase activity. The transcript has 5 exons. NCBI's taxonomy places the organism in Eukaryota, Viridiplantae, Streptophyta, Magnoliopsida, Rosales, Rosaceae.